Molecule: messenger RNA, 357 nt
Organism: Belonocnema kinseyi
Lineage: Eukaryota; Metazoa; Arthropoda; Insecta; Hymenoptera; Cynipidae
Exons: 1
Coding region: 1-357 (118 amino acids)
Source: RefSeq, a predicted model, not a curated record
AUGUGUGAUGUGAAACAGCGAUUUACCUUAGUAGACGUCGGAGCCAAUGGAAGACAAAGUGGUGGCGGGAUAUUCAAGAAGUUCAACAUGGGGAAAGCUCUAGCAAGCCAAACUCUUAAUUUCCCUCCGCUAAGGCCUUUAUACAAGGGUCUCAACAUUUUAAAACCCUUUCCUGAGUGUGAAGAAUUAUCAAUUCCGGAAGCUAUUUUUAACUGCCAUCUUAGAAGAGCUCGUAAAUCAAUCGAAUGUGCUUUUGGAAGACUAGCAUCUAAAUGGCGUAUACUCCGUAGGCCAAUUUCCGAAAGAGUCUCCAAGAUUGUCGAGGUUGCUUUAGAAGCAAUAUAUUUGCGUAACUGA